AUGUCGACCACAAAAGAUGCUUCCAAGAAUAAGGUCGCUGAAGGCCGUACCGCCAAAAAGCGGUCUGCAAAGGACCUCGACAACGACGCUGGCGCUUCCUCUUCCAAGAUCCAGAAAGUGCACCCUUUCUUCCAGCAAAGACAGCCUGGAGGUCAACUCGCAGAAGAGGAAACUGGUCCGUUUAAAUGGUUGCAACCAUUAGGACCAAACAAGACAUGUCUACAUGGGGUGCACUUGACGCCUGUUAGUCGCCCGAAAGUAGCAGCGUUUGACCUGGAUGGCACGGUUAUCAAGGCCGAUAUCCGUAAUACAUCCACCGAGUGGCACUGGUGGGCCCCCGUUGUCCCCAAGAAGCUACGUGAAGUUCACGAAUCAGGGUUUUCAAUUGUGUUCAUCUCCAACCAAGCAAUCAAACCUCUCCCUCUCAAGAACUGGAAGGAGAAAGUCAAGCUCAUUGCCAACGCUCUCGGCAUCCCCUUCCGAAUCUUUGCAGCAAACACAAAGGACCAAUAUAGAAAACCCAUGCCCGGGAUGUGGGAUGAACUUGAAGCUAUUUUCGCGAAGGAUGGGGUUACUAUAGACCGGGACCAAUCCUUCUUCGUUGGCGACGCUGCAGGACGCAUUUACUCAAAGUCGAAAUCUGACUUUGCUUCCACGGAUAGGAAAUGGGCGAUUAACGUCGGUUUGCCCUUCCAAACCCCAGAGGAAUAUUUCCUCGGCCUUCCGGCCCACGAGAAUUUCUCUUUGCCUGGAUUUAAUGUCUCUUCUCUGCCUGAACGUCGGUCGCAUCUCACCUUCCGUGAUCCCCCCUACUUAUCCUUUCCAGUCCCAGAUGUUCUCCCUUCAUCCUCUGCCCUCUUACCCAAGCCUUCGGCGCAAGAAAUCGUCCUUUUCACGGGUCCCCCCUGUGUCGGAAAAUCAACCUUUUACAAGAAGCACUUCAAAGCUGCAGGAUAUACCCACAUUAAUCAAGAUACCCUCAAAACGCGCGCGAAAUGUGUAGCUGCUGUCCUCGAUGCCAUUUCUAGAAAAGAAAGCUGUGUCAUAGAUAAUACCAACCGAGACGUCGCGACUAGAAAGCACUACAUCGACGUAGCAAAGAAGCACAAAAUCCCAAUUCGUUGCUUCCACUUUACAGCGCCUGUAGAGCUAGCUUGGCACAACAACCUGUACCGAGCCUUUAUUGAAAAGGCGGAAGAGGAGCCUCGAAGGUCACUUGUCCCAUACACGGCAGUAAUCGGCUUCAAGAAUGCGUUCGAAGAGCCCACUCUUGAAGAGGGAUUCUCGGAAAUCCGACGCGUUAACUGGAAUUUUGAGGGGACGGAAGAAGAGAGAAAGAGGUGGUCAAUGUGGUUACAGAUAGACGGGAAGUAG
Coprinopsis cinerea okayama7#130 is the source of this 1374-nucleotide messenger RNA. Its product is annotated as polynucleotide kinase 3'-phosphatase. The transcript is spliced from 9 exons. Gene Ontology annotation, molecular function: polynucleotide 3'-phosphatase activity; ATP-dependent polydeoxyribonucleotide 5'-hydroxyl-kinase activity; double-stranded DNA binding. Gene Ontology annotation, biological process: DNA repair. NCBI's taxonomy places the organism in Eukaryota, Fungi, Basidiomycota, Agaricomycetes, Agaricales, Psathyrellaceae. Bases 1 to 1374 code for a protein of 457 amino acids. The record is from RefSeq and is a predicted model, not a curated record.